Molecule: messenger RNA, 4311 nt
Organism: Esox lucius (northern pike)
Lineage: Eukaryota; Metazoa; Chordata; Actinopteri; Esociformes; Esocidae
Gene: csnk1g2b
Product: casein kinase 1, gamma 2b
Exons: 12
Coding region: 737-2089 (450 amino acids)
Biological process (GO): endocytosis; signal transduction; peptidyl-serine phosphorylation
Cellular component (GO): plasma membrane; cytoplasm; nucleus
Molecular function (GO): protein serine/threonine kinase activity; ATP binding
Source: RefSeq, a predicted model, not a curated record
UUCGGUUUUGAGGAUUAAGGAGUUGCCCAAUGAUGUUAUGUUUGAGAACUGAAAACAAACGCAGCUUUUUUGGGGUGAAUUGCACCGUCUCCAUUCAAUUUGUAUUUUUUGCACGAAAAACAUCUUGUCUCGUACAAGCAUGCUGCAUGAAGUGGGAUUGCGCUUGACUACCGUAAAGAUAUCCCACUAAAUUGAGCAGGACUCCAGUGCAGUAUCUGAUCAUCGCUGACUCUGCCUCCACCAUUGCGUUGUUCUCUGACAUGAAGAAUGUCUGCUGUUUUACCAAAGACUGACCAGAAGGAAGCUAUGAGGGGCUCCGGGGGAAGUUGCCAAGCUGUGUUGUGGAUCCAGUUGCUGGGAUUCUGAGUGCUUGUUGUCUAUGAGUGUGUGUUUGUGUGUGUGCGCGCGUGGGUGCAUGCUAGCACUGCCUGCCCACUUCAGGCAGGGACAUGCUACUCUGAGACUGAAGUUGGAGAAACCGAAGGAGUCUGCCACUGUAAACGAGAAAGGGGGGGGGGAAGAAAGCAUACAGUCCAAGUUGGCAGAUAGAAAUGCUGUAUGUUUUUGGUGCACUUUUACCCAGUGAAAGUGGCUUUUAGUGUAAGGCACAUUUCUAUACAACUUCUGUCUUUAUCGCCUCCCACCCCAUAAAGAGUCCUGGUUGUUGUUGUUUUGGCGCCUCUGUGAUUUACAUGGCCAGGGAGUAAUCGUGGAGAGGCCAGGGUAUCACAAGCUUAUGGAUUUUGACAAGAAGGCGGGUAAGGGAGAGACAGAGGAAGGGAAAAAGAUGUCUAAGGCAGCUGGCAGCAGGACUGGACAUAUGGCCCGGGGUGCAGGGACCAACUCUGGGGUUCUGAUGGUUGGCCCAAACUUCCGUGUUGGAAAAAAGAUUGGCUGUGGCAAUUUUGGAGAGCUGCGGCUGGGGAAGAACCUCUACACCAACGAAUAUGUGGCCAUCAAAUUGGAACCAAUAAAGUCCCGGGCGCCACAGCUUCAUUUGGAAUAUAGAUUUUAUAAACAGUUGGGAAGUUCAGAGGGUAUUCCUCAGGUGUACUACUUUGGGCCAUGUGGAAAAUACAACGCCAUGGUGCUGGAGUUGCUGGGGCCCAGCCUGGAAGACCUGUUUGACCUCUGUGACCGUACCUUCUCUCUCAAGACCGUCCUCAUGAUAGCCAUACAGCUGAUUACACGGAUGGAGUUUGUCCACACAAAGAGCUUGAUAUACAGGGAUGUCAAGCCGGAGAACUUUUUGGUGGGGCGGCCGGGCAGCAAGAGGCAGCACACAAUCCACAUCAUUGACUUCGGGCUGGCCAAAGAAUACAUCGACCCAGAGACCAAAAAACACAUCCCGUACCGGGAGCACAAGAGCCUGACGGGCACUGCACGAUACAUGAGCAUCAACACACACUUGGGGAAAGAACAAAGCAGGCGGGAUGACCUGGAGGCUCUGGGUCACAUGUUUAUGUACUUCCUUCGAGGCAGCCUUCCCUGGCAGGGCCUGAAGGCAGAUACGUUGAAGGAGAGGUAUCAGAAGAUUGGCGAUACUAAGCGAGCUACACCCAUUGAAGUGCUUUGUGAAAGCUUCCCCGAAGAGAUGGCCACCUACCUGCGCUACGUGAGGAGGCUGGACUUCUUUGAGAAACCAGAUUACGACUACUUACGGAAACUCUUCACUGACCUCUUUGACAGGAACGGCUAUGUCUUUGAUUAUGAAUACGACUGGGUUGGCAAGCCACUUCCUACACCAAUAGGCCCUAUCCCCAGUGACACACCUGCUCAGCCCAGCAGAGACAAAGCACAACAGCAGACCAAAAACCAGUCGCCUGAGCCCAAUGGAGAUGAGUCUCUGCGUCAGCCCAGUCCAUUGACCAAUAAGGAGACACUGGGGUCGCAUCUCACUGCCGAAAGGCUUGGGGGCUCUGUCAAGGUGAUGAGCUCAACAAAUGGAGAGCUGAACACUGAUGACCCGACGGCAGGACACUCCAACGCUCCCAUCACUGCUCCCACCGAGGUGGAGGUGACUGAUGAUACCAAGUGCUGUUGUUUUUUUAAAAGACGGAAGAGGAAAGCCCUCCAGCGGCACAAGUAAAGAGAAGACUUCACACGGAACUUGAAACAUUCUGGACACUGUCAAUUUUUAAUUGGAAUACAGAAAUCUCCCUUUCCCAAUCUUUCUCUCGCUCUCUCUCUCGCCUCUGUCUCUCUGUGCUGCCCUGCUACAGGUGAUUAUAGAAAUACUGUCACGUGUUUAAAGGAAUGCUGUUGUCCUAGAGACUUAAUGGGUGACACAACAGACUUGCGCCUUUAAAAAAAGAAAAUAAAGAAACAUUUAAAAUACCUGCAUAAUAAGGUGGGUUUGAGAGAACAUUAAAAUCUGUAACAACGAAACGUGAAUACCGUGACGUGAAUAUAAAAAAUAGACUGUUUGAAACAGUUGUAUUCUAGAUUCCAUACAGAACAUUUACUGUUCAACAGCCAUUGAAUUUAAAGGGACUGCCAAUGAGUCGAGAAAGAAAUCUGUUCCAUAGAAAAUUGUCCUUAUGGGAUCAAGGUAAGAGGCAAGAAUGAACUAUACUAAUCAUAACUCUGGAAUCAGAGCACGCAACAGGAAGCAUUUCAUCUAAACCCGAUUUGGAGGAUUUUUAUGAUUUCUUUUUUUUUCUUUUUGGUAAUUUAAUCCUCAGCAACACCCUGGAUUGAAAAGAACUUUUAAUUUUAUGUUGUAGUGUUCUGGAUUUCUUUUUUUUUAUUUCUCUGGCUUUUAUUUUGUCUGUCAAUGUGGACUUUGUAGCACAGUCACUGGCCUCAGGUACUGUGGAAUAUUGAGAGAAACAGAUAUUAAGCUGUAUUCUUAUUGCACUUUUGGAAGAAAAAAAGUAAAGAGAAAUUCUAGGUUUCAAAUUAACAAACAAAAACACCUAAAUAAAGACUGAUCUAGGAAAAGUCCUGUAAAGGCUUAUAGCUGAGUAAUGGUCAAAAUGUUGUCAAUUUACAUGAACAAGUUGUUUUUCAGUUUUAUUUCUAAAAUCAGAAUAAUUUACCAGAAAAUCAUAGUUUGUGCCUUUCCAAGUAAAAUGUUUAAAGCCUGAGUAAGUGUCCCGCAAUUACCUUUUCUGAACUGUUCAAAAUGUUUGUCAUUUACUUUUAAUCUGAGAGUAUUGAUGUCUGGCAUGCCCAGUGUUUUAUUCACCAUAGAGGUACCACUGUCCUCACCAUCACAACAACAUUCUGUCUGUUUCCUCUGCUGUCAAAAAGGAUAUUUACAUUGCUGGAGUUAACUCAAGCUUCCCUUUCUUUCAAAAGGUGCCCUCUUUGAAAGAAAGGGAAGAUUUCAAAACACUUGCAUUGCUAGCCAACCAGUUUUAGUAGAUGAUCAGCGUUAUAGGCAGCAAGUAAGAAUGUCAAGUAUAUGUUUAAAGAUUGAAAUUAAGCAUCCGCAGAUAAUUUGUAUUUGAUACACACCAGUUAAACUUUUGGAAAUCCUUGCUGCAGUAGUCCUGUGCAUUGUUGCCUGAACAUAUGUGAUGAAUGUUUGAUAACAAAAUGAUCCCCUGUUGUCUCUACUUCACAAGCAAAGCCUCUUGAACCACCAUGAUUUGAAUACUGUAUUGACUAAUGGGAAUAUGACAAUACCUGUCGGAAUAUUCCCCGUUACAUGUUAUAUUUAUCUGAAGAAGCAAACACAAGUGCAUUUAGAUAGGGUUGCUUAGAAAGGAAAGUGCAGAAGCCAUGUGUAAAUUCAUAAACAUCUCAAUCUGAGAAAAGCAGUAUAGACCUGAUUUAAGCGUUUCUGUGGACUCAGUGUGAGGACUAAAUCAAGGAAAUCUCUUUUAUAUUGUGUUACUCCCCAACAUUGGUUGUCAUUCAGAUUUUUAACAGAGCACAUCUCCUAUUAGGAUUUUUAAGCUUUACUCAAAUACUACUCAACCUCAGUGCAUAGGACUUACUCAAUGUAAACAUUUUACAGAUUGUAAAGAUGUGAUGCUGUGAGUCGGUUAUGGAAUUUCUAUGGAGUCACUCCAACAUGUCAUUUAAGUUUUUUCAGUGAAGUGAGAUGAAGAAGUAAAACAUACUACAUGUGACUCAUCAUGUUCAACAGUGCCAUUCUUAUUAGUUUAAAACUUGACCUGACUUAACAUGUGGAUAAGAAAAAAGGAAGACAGCCUUUUAUUACACAUCUGCCACCCAUACGCAUCAGAUGACCUUUAAUACCACCAUGAGCCAUCUGCCCUUGAUAUAAUAUUGUUUCUGUUUCUACAAGACUGGAAACGCUAAUUGGAGAACAAUCACAUUAAAGAUUUUGUUUUGACA